AUGAUAUCCCAACGCGACAGCAAGGUCAACAAAGACAUGUCCUUCUUCAGCUCUGAGAUAGCGCUCGCCACCAGAGCAGAUGGUGCAGCCAUGAAGACGAUCGCUCUUGUUACUUUGACGUUCUUGCCUGCCACGUUUGUCACAGUAAAUUUAUCCUUUUGGUUCCUAUCUCUUCGGCAAGGUGACAUGCUGACGUUUAUUUUAGNNGCACUCCUCGGCAUGAACUUCUUCACAGUCGACUCGAAGAUCCCAGGCGGACGGCUGACUUCGACGAAAGACUUGUGGAUCUAUUUUGUCAUCGCAGUGCCGUUGACAAGUAUUGUGCUGUGUUUCUGGUGGUGGUGGCAGAGCAACGAGGAAAAGAAAGCGGAAGUCCGCAAUAACCGAAUGAGGAGGGAGGGUGAUGUUGAGAAGAUUGGGUCCUAA
Messenger RNA from Aureobasidium vineae, 426 nucleotides. The record is from the annotation of a GenBank genome assembly. NCBI's taxonomy places the organism in Eukaryota, Fungi, Ascomycota, Dothideomycetes, Dothideales, Saccotheciaceae.